Procambarus clarkii (red swamp crayfish) is the source of this 20057-nucleotide messenger RNA. The record is from RefSeq and is a predicted model, not a curated record. Lineage: Eukaryota; Metazoa; Arthropoda; Malacostraca; Decapoda; Cambaridae.
AACAGUGUGUGUGUGUCUCUCUCGCGCCUUAGGCUGUAACCCGCGUCACAUAUAUAAUGUUUUACACUAGUGAUUCUUGUCGAAUAUUUUGUGAUUAAUGUUACCGGGAUUAUUUAUUUAUUCAAAGUGUGUAUAGAAGUGGAAAGACAAUUUCGUUUACAAUCCUAAAACUGGUAAUCCGAGGGUGAAAUAUUUGAGAGGGUCGGCCAUGGUAGGAAAACUGGCGCCCGUCUUCAAGAAGUUGGAGGGGAAGGAAGAUGAGGAGGAGGAAGGAAGAGGAAGCAAGGAAGGCACAAGACACGAUGAGAUGAUUUACCACCCUACCAAAACCUACGGAGCCGACGACAAGCCGUUCAUGGUAGAUAUGAAAGAGAUGAGUGGCUACGAGAAGAACCUCUAUCUCUACUCGGAGGAGAUGGCAGAUCGACCACGAGUGUCUAUGAUGAUCAACUCGCUGGCCAACUACAAUGCCACUAUUCCCUCGGCCGAAGAGAGCGACGCUAAGGCUUCUCAACCCCGGGCCAAGUUGGGCACGGUGAUGGGGGUAUUCUUGCCCUGCAUCCAGAAUAUCUUCGGCGUCAUCCUCUUCAUUCGUAUGCCCUGGAUUGUGGGCACGGCGGGUGGAGCGCUCGCGUUCACUAUCGUAUUAAUGUGUUGUUGUACGACCUUCUUAACUGGGAUUUCCAUGUCUGCCAUCGCGACCAAUGGCGUGGUGCCGGCUGGUGGCUCCUACUUCAUGAUCUCUCGCUCACUGGGGCCGGAGUUCGGUGGCGCUGUUGGCAUACUCUUUUACACAGCAACUACCGUCGCGGCUGCCAUGUACAUCAUUGGUGCUGUCGAAAUAUUUUUGACAUACAUGGCUCCAAUGCUGUCUAUAUUUGGGGACUUCACUAAAGACCCGAGCAUCAUGUACAACAAUUUCCGCGUGUACGGCACCGUCCUCCUGUGGCUGAUGUGUGUCAUUGUCAGCAUCGGAGUGGCCUUCGUCAGUAAAUUUGCCGCUCUGGCGCUGGCCUGUGUCAUCGGCUCCAUUGUUGCCAUCCUCGUUGGCAUCUUUUAUAACAUCAAUGGAUCGGAUAAGUUACAGAUGUGUUUUUUAGGCGCUAGAUUGCUUAGCCAAGUUGAUAAUUGUACCAAAGAAAUUGGUGGAGACCUGUGGAAUAUUUACUGUCCAAUGGAGAACAAUACUGUUACUCUCAACAUUUCCGAGUGUGAUCCCUACUUCCAAACUCACAAUGUGUCCAUCCGGCCGGCUAUUUUGGGGCUCUCAUCUGGCGUCUUUACUUCUAAUUUGGGUUCUCACUUCAUGGAGGAUGGGCAGAUUGUGGCAGACACGAAUAACCCUGAUGACUAUGAAUCUUUAAACAACCCAACCUACAAUCAAAUUAUUAUUGACAUUACGACCUCCUUCACUGUGCUAGUUGGAAUCUUUUUCCCGUCGUGCACAGGAAUUAUGGCCGGGAGCAACAGAUCUGGAGAUUUAGCCGAUGCACAAAAGAGCAUUCCCGUAGGAACACUGGCUGCGAUUGUUGCAACGUCCACUGUGUAUUUGAGUUAUUUGCUCCUCUUUGCUGGAACAUAUGAUGUUAAUCUAAUGAGAGAUAAAUUUGGUUAUAGUGUAGGGGGAAAACUGGCUAUUGCAUCAAUUUCCUGGCCAAAUGAAUGGGUGAUCCUAGUUGGGUCCCUGCUGUCUACUAUUGGAGCUGGACUUCAAUCACUCACAGGAGCUCCAAGAUUGAUGCAAGCCAUUAGUAAAGAUGGCAUCAUUCCAUUUUUGUUGCCAUUUGCCAAAUCAUCAGCUCGGGGAGAGCCUCUCAGGGCACUGCUGCUUACAGGCUGUAUUUGUCAACUCGGUAUCUUGAUAGGUAACUUGGAUUACAUUGCUCCCAUCCUGUCGAUGUUCUUCCUCAUGUGCUAUGGGUUUGUCAACCUCGCCUGUGCAUUACAAACUCUGUUACGUACUCCUAACUGGCGGCCAAGAUUUAAGUACUAUCACUGGUCUCUAUCCUUUGUGGGUCUCUCACUGUGCAUCACGGUAAUGUUCAUGACCUCGUGGUAUUACGCUUUACUAGCUAUGCUAAUUGCUGGUAUUAUCUAUAAAUACAUCGAAUUCCGUGGGGCAGAAAAAGAAUGGGGAGAUGGCAUCAGAGGUCUUGCUCUCUCCGCUGCACGCUAUUCCCUCCUGAGGUUGGAAGAAGGUCCACCUCACACCAAAAACUGGCGUCCUCAGAUUCUCAUUCUGGCAAAGUUAACAAAGGACUUGGUGCCCAAAUACAAGAAGCUAUUUACAUUUGCCUCACAACUAAAGGCUGGCAAGGGUCUAACUAUAGGUGUGUCUAUUAUUGAAGGAGAGUAUUCAAAAAGCUAUGGAGAGUCGCAUGCUGCCAAGCAAAGCUUGCGUCGUGCCAUGAAUGAAGAGAAAGUGAAAGGCUUUGUUGACACGUUGAUUGCAAAGAACAUAACAGAAGGCAUUAGUCACAUCAUUCAGACUUGUGGUUUAGGUGGCAUGAAGCCCAAUACGGUUAUUUUGGGAUGGCCCUACGGAUGGCGGCACUCGCCAGAUGAGCGAUCUUGGAGAGUUUUCCUUGACACCGUUCGUAAUGUGUCCGCGGCAAAAAUGGCUCUUCUUGUCCCUAAAGGAAUCAAUUUCUACCCAGACUCUAUGUCAAAGGUAUCUGGCACAAUUGAUAUCUGGUGGAUUGUCCAUGACGGAGGGCUCCUGAUGCUGCUUCCCUUCCUCCUCCGCCAACACAAGGUAUGGAAGAACUGUAAAAUGCGCAUCUUCACUGUUGCUCAGUUGGAAGAUAACAGCAUUCAAAUGAAGAAGGAUCUCAAGACAUUCCUGUACCACCUGCGUAUUGAUGCUGAAGUGGACGUAGUCGAACUGAUGGACAGUGAUAUUCAGACCUACACUUACGAGAGAACACUGAUGAUGGAGCAGAGAACGCAGAUGCUAAAGGAACUGCGUCUCAACCGCAAGGAAAAACUCAAUAUUGAAGGUCUGUACCAGGUUUUAGGCUUGCGAAGGUUUGCCGAGAACCGGGGCCAGGAUCUGAUUCUCACACAAGCAGAGGGAGGAAGGGAAUCAAAGAGCAACCUAAAUCAAAGGAAAAUUCCCAGAAAUUUACGGGUUCAAGCAAUUGUUGACCACCAUCACCCGACCGGUGAGCACUCGGCCAGCAAGGUGCGCUUCAAGGAGGAUGAGCCCGCCCUCGACUCUGAUGCAGAGGCAGAGAUGAGUGGAGCAUCUGAAGACACUGAGAAGAAGACCAGUAAAAAUGAAAGUUUUAAGAAACUUCUUACAAUCAAGCCAGACGAGGCAAAUGUACGACGCAUGCACACUGCUGUAAAGUUGAACGAAGUCAUUGUGAACAAGUCUCAUAAUGCGCAGCUUGUUAUUAUUAAUUUGCCUGGACCACCUAAGACUUCAAGACCAGAAUCAGAGAGUAACUACAUGGAAUUUUUGGAAGUUUUAACAGAAGGAUUGGAGAGAGUAUUGAUGGUGAGAGGUGGAGGCCGGGAGGUCAUUACCAUCUAUUCAUGAGUCAGUAUUUAUUAUAUAUAUAUAAUAGUUAUUUUGUGUGUGGUGUCCAGCAUAUUCACAGGAGACUGGGAUACCGAAAGAAGGUUUACAAUGUCCAUAUCCAUUUAUAAAAUUGAGGUUAAAGGUUUGGUGAUGAAUGAUAAGUACAUAAUUUCCAAUCUCUCCUUUGUCUCCAAAGCAAUUUACACUACUAUAGCUGGUAAUUCUUCGUGAAGACUAGGCAGCAAUUAGUAAUGUAUUGAAUACUAAGAGUGAAAAUUUAUGGCAGCAAAUGCUCUUAUGGUAAUGAGUUAGAAUAAUAAUUGUGGUGUAUUUGUGUGGUUUUUGUAGCCUGAGUCAUGGAAUGAGGCAGCGGUGAGAUGAAUGACUCUUCCUCUGGACGUCGCUGUGUUUACUAAUGUUAAGGAGACCCCAGAGGAAUGAUAGCUUUGAUUUAAUAUUAGUAUGAAAGAACAGAAGAUUUAUAUGAGGUGCUUAGAUUUUAUAAAGAUACAUGCAGUGGAAUUUAACAAUUUUAACCUGAUUAGUAUAAUAGAAUUGAUGUAAGUUAUAUUUUAUGUUUAUUAAGUUUUAUUCCUUUUUAUUUGUAUUACCGGUAACUGUUAAACAAUGGUGUCUAAAGAUUGCCACACACAAUACUCAAUAUGUUUACAAAGUUACAAGAAUUAUCAACACUGUCAUGGCCAUUUAUGCUUAACCCAUUUAAAAUUUUAUACAAAGAAACUUGCACAUGUUUUCUGCUCGGACUUUAUACAACACUUUUUUUCUAAAUGUUGAUUCACUUGACGUUGAGGUGUCGGUGAGAUGACUCAAAAUUUACACUUUCUGUUGCUUAUUUAGAAUUUAAUAUUUUUAUAAUAAUAGUUUUUAAGAUUUGAAAUUUCUUGGUAAUGAAUGGCUCUUGUGGUAAUAUUUAAGGCAAAUCUUGCAAUGUACUGUUAAUUUACACUGGCAAAUAGCAGCAUUUUCGGUGAUAAUUCCUUGUGUCUAGGAAUACAAAACAAUUACCCAUUUCAGUACUUUAAAAGUUACAUUAUGUUGUUUAAAUUAUUUAAUAUUGAAUUGUAGUGCCAAGAGGUUUAUCAGUGAUCUUACUGAAACUAAGCUGCCUGUGUUCACCUAGCAGUAAACAGGUACCGUACCUGGAAGUUGGUUGACUGAUGUGGCUCCAAUCCUGGCCAAUGGUCACUCAUUGGCAAAGGGGACCUUAGCAAGCCUAAAAGGAUUCCUGUCCCUCAGAAUGGUAAAUAUCUUGUAAGACAAAAAAUUAAACUACAGAAGUAGUUAAUUCCAUUACUACAGAGAGCAGAAUGAGAAGUAAAGUAACCAACCUGGAGCUCACCACAGCAAUGAUCAUAACUCGUCUCACUGCACAUGUUAAGCUAAUGCACUGCCCUAGUUCAAAUAAUAUUUGACAAAUUAGGAUUUUUCUGGGUAGGUGUCCUCAGUAUGUGCGAAACACUGGCCAUAAUUACUGUACAGGAUUUACGUAAUAUACAAAUACUGUACUGUACUUGCCGAGUAAUCACUAGUCUCAUCUUCUGUACUUUUAUAAAUAAAAUAUUAUUACAGGAUUAUUUUUAUUAUUAUGAAAAUUAUUUGGAACAAUGCAGUGACUUGAACCAGCAUUCUAAUGACUCCUGAUGCUUGCCUUAACCAAAUCAGUCAUGGUAGGACAAAAGGCAAGUGUUUGAAGUCGCUAGAAUACUGGUUCAACUAACUGCAUUGCUCCAAAUAAUUUUCUCAUCGAUAUAUAAUACCAUUAUGAUUUCUUUGUAUUAUUAUUGUUAUUAUUAUUAUUAUUAUUAUAGUAGUUCUGCAAGAUAACAAGAAGUCCAACCUGCCUUGAGGAGAUGCACCAGGCCUCUGAGACCAAUUCUUGCCUACCGGGUGUUUUUCCUUGGGUAAGUGUCAGCUGGUUUUUUCAUAUUUCUAUUUCCACUUUAGUGGAAUUAUUUCUUUGGGGCUUUUCCUUUGCUGUAGUCAAUAUUGCUCUAUUUGCCCCAUGAUGUGGCAGCUGUAUCUCCUGGUUCCCAAAUUGCCUUUGGCACUGAUUGUGGCAGACUACAAGGGUCACACCUGCUUACUGGAGGUGCUCGGUUUCUGUGCAGUACAUGAGAGCUGAGUAGUCACAGGUUGAUCUUUGAUCCUCGUCUUUUGAUUCCUUGACUGUGUUGUCUGCUCCUUCAGCCAAAAAUGAAGUUCCUAAACUGUUUGUGCCACUCGUACAGAAUGCAGUGACAAGACUUCUUUCUCUGCAGUCAUAUAUUUUGGCUUAAAUUUUUAGAUUUUUUUUUUUUCCAGGAUUCUGCUUGGUUGCUCUCCCUCAUGUUCACUAUCCUGAUCUCUUCCCUCCUCUUUCCAUUGGGAAGGUUUUACUGGUUUUGGCACCAAUUUUUGGCUGUUCCAGUACCCGUUUUUUUUCUUUUUAAUUAUUUUUUGGGUAGGAGUUCGUGUGCCUCUCUUCACCUCACUUCAGAGUUUCUCCCUCAGUAGAUGACUCCUUUUUCAAGGCAACUUGUUUUCUGACUUUGGCUUCUGGCGCUUUGGUUCAGGAGCUUCACAUUCUUCACAGGAAGUGUUUUUUUCUUUUGGUUUGUUAAUUAAUGGUUUUCUUUGCCUCCAGCCUUCUCUUGUCAGUUUUGGCUAAGGCUAAGACUUCUGCUUCCUGGAAGGGUUCCUUAAUCAUUGACACUUGGGUUUGUAUGGAUGAGGUACAUCAUAUUUGUCCUGUAGCAACACUGCUGUGCACUUCAGGUUGAGGCUGUGUUUGUGUGUCUCGCAUCCCGUGUUCCAAAACCUGGCUCUCAGAUCACCCAUAUAGUGAUUGCCUCAGCCUUCCAGCGGUGUAUCCUCACUCAUGAUAUUCAGAAGUUUGCUGCUGUGACGUCGUUUUAUGCAAAUACUCUAUGUCCAUGGUUAAUGUUCAGACUUGGGGCUUUUUGCACUGGAAUUGGUGGCCUUGUGCUAUUUAUUGGGUACCCUCUGACCUCACCACACUUGCUAAGUGCACAGGUGCAACCCACCAAGUGAUGUCUUGCUCUAUGCCUUUUUUCUUUUGUCCUCUUCUACAGGUAAAUCCUGGCUGCAUUUUUCUGAUUACUGAUUAAUUCUUAGUUAAAAAUGCAAGCCUCCUGUACUGAGGCACCAUGCCAAGUUAGCUUGGGAAGUAUGAUCUCCCAGAAAUUCAGCACUACCAGUAGAUGUAAUGAGUUUCUGAUGAUGCUCUUUAAUUGCUCCCCACCCCAAUCCUAUUCCUUUUUCCAUCGAAAGAUGAAGGUAUGUUUGGGCUGCUUGUUAGGGAGUAUGCUAGCAGGGACCACAGGUGUUCUGGGUUGGUGGUGGUCAAGCGAACAUGGUUGGGGUGUUUACAUCGCAGCAAUGAUGGUUUGCCGCAUUAUAUUCGGGACCUCAUUUUUUCAAGUAGUUUUUUGUUUUGUAGCACAUAUAUUUUCUAGAGGAUAUUUUUCCACGUUUAGGGUGGAUCUCUGAUCCCCAAGAUCCCCUUGCCUCAGAGAGUGCCAGAUUCUGGUCCUGACUCCUGGACAAAGGUGGGCCUUGGAGGCCUGUUGUCUCUCCCUAAGGCAUGACAGGACCAGCACUCAGCUUUGAGAGCUACUGAGGACCACACCAGAAAAAGGGCAUUUCAAUGCACUUAUUACAUGAUUUUUUUUUUAGUAAUGGGAAUAACCACAACAAUUUUUUUUAACUUUAUAAUACAUUAUUGAUGUUGUGAGCUUACAGUAAUUGAAAAUGUGAUUACUGUAAACUAUACAAAUAUUUUACAUUUUGUCAUUCACAAGCUGGAGAAAGCCCAAGGACCUUGAGUUACUCAGGAAUUGACACUAGUCACAGACAAGUGCAGAGAGACAACUGGACACGAGUGAAAACUAAAUACUGUACUUGAAACAGAUACUGGGAUGUUAAAAUUAGGUACUUUAAUGUUAGAAUGAACUAGCAAGUAAGCCAUCGUUCAUACACAUAUUCAAAUGUACUAUAUAUGCAACACAAAAGUGUAGAGGAACCUGUACACCAGACAGUUGAAGGCUAAGGUUUCAAAAACUUUGCUAGAGCUGAAGAUCAACCCAUGCAAGCACAGUUUGAAGAGUAUGUAGAUACAAAUAGUGUACACAUACACAUAGUUGCAUAGGGUCCAUAUCUCAAGGAGCAUCAAUAAACUCAAAAAAGUGCAAAGGCACACGAGGAAAUGGCUUCCAGAGCUGAAAAACAAGAAUUACGAGGAGAGGCUAGAGGUGUUUAAAUACGCCAAAGCUAGAAGAUAAAAGAAAGAGGUGAUAUGAUCACUACAUACAAAACAGUAACAGGAAUUUACAAAAUUGAAAAGUGUGGUAUACAGUUGGAACAAGUUAGGUGAGGCAGUGGUGGACACCGAAAUUAUCAGUACAGUAGUUUCAAUGUCUCGUAUGACAAAAAGUGCUGGGAAAUAGGGACGUCACGAGUGUAGCUGUCAUCCUGUAAUUAAACUUGGAUAAUUACACACACACACACACACACAUUAUUAAUUCAUGUCAGAACUUCACGGUACUGUAAUCAAAUAAAUUUUUGUCCACUUGCUUUGGUAUAGUUAAGAGACAAGAGAUACACCAAAACUAGUCCACAGGAGAAAAAGAGGUGAUGUGAUCACCAAAUAAAAUAUUAUAGUAAUAGACAAAAUUUAUAGAGAAGACCUUUUUAAAUCUGCAACACUGAGAACCAAAGUUCAGAAAAAAAAGUGCAGUAAAUACUCUUUACAAAUUAGUAGAUGAAUAAAAUAAACUUAAGAGUAUAACGUAUGCAUAAAACCAUUAGAAAUUUAAAAUGUCAUAUGACUGAUUUUAGGGAAGAUGGGUCACCAUGAGUUUAGUUCCCGUACUGUAAAUGGACUUAAUUCAUUCUUGGAAAGUAGCUAUUAAAGAUGGUCAUUCCCUCCUAUGCACAAAAAAAAAAGGACCAAAAAUAUUUUUUCAUUGUAGAAUUAUUAAUUUGUAUGUAAAAUUUAAGCAAAAAAACAAAAUAUGAAGAUGUACCCCAUUACUGGGUGGAGGUGGUGUGAAAUGUUGUGUAGUGUCCAUGUGGUCGGGCACCUGUCAACACACCAUGCUGACUGGUGACAUAAAGCUAGGCGAGACGACUCGUAUCUUCUCCUUGGAUAGUUCAGUGAGUGUUUAUCACCUCUAUUUAUUUACAAGAGUGUGUGUGUUGACUAACUUGAUAAUUAACAAAAACUACAGUUGAGAACAUUUCUAAUUUAUAAGCUAGAAAUAUUUUAUAAUUAUACGUACAUUAUUUAUAAUGUUCCAGUUCUGUUUUAUACUUCAGUAUUUUUUCAACACAUGGUAGCCUCUGCAACACUCCCCAGCACACAGACCCACUCCACACACCACGUACGCACGAGUUUUCUAUUUGGUGGCGUCAGUGUGUGCCUGUACACUGCGUGACACUAUAGAGCCUAAUUGGUACAAUAUGGACUAAAACAAAGGCAUAACACACCCCAUGUGUAACCUACAUACGAUGUAAGGUACUUAGUACAUGUAACACUUGAUAUUAUUUCAAUUCAUAAUAUAUAUGUGGAUGUUGGGCUCUGAGCGAUGACGUAGGGCCUAAUUGGCACCAUAUGGACAACAUUAUUGAUUGAAACAAAGGCAUAAGGUACCGAUGUGCCACCCACAGAUGAUGGCAGGCUCUUUGUACAUGUAAUACACGAUAAUAAUUCAACUGAUGAUUGCUUUACCUGGUAUACUUCAUUAAAACCAUAAGGAGUUAUGAAAACUAUAUGAACAGCAUUGGUAUACAUAUAAUGUAAUUAUGAUGGAAUUUUAUACAAUGACAAUUAACACAUUCGCAUAUAAUAGUGGUAACCACAUUCACAUAGUAACGUAACCAUAAAAUGAUGGCAGGAGUUUUUUAUGGGUCAAGGUAAACUCUAUUACAUCUACAUAGCUAUUAUAUCCUUAUUUGCAUAACUGUAAAACCCAGACAAUAAUACAGUAGUUUAAAUCAACAUAUAAUAAAACCCCAAUUACCCUGUACAUCAAUGCAUGACAAUAACUACAGUACCCAGUACUCUUAAGAAAAUGUGUAUUGGGUGAGAAAGUAGUGAGAACAUAACACCGUGAAAUGUGGGUGGAGAGGAAGCCAUGGAGGCAAACUCCAUACACAAGUUCAAAUGUAAGUACUGUACAAUAGGACUAAUAGGGUAAGAGACAUACCAUGCUAAAUAAUGCACUGAAUGACUCUCCUGGUCCCAAUGCUUGACCCUAAAACAAUACCCCAUUAAACCCCCUCACACUAAAGCUGUCUCGAUUCAAAAUUUUUAAUGAAAAUGAUAAUGUGGGAAAUGAGUCAUUGCAUUACUUCUAAGAAUGCUUGGAAGGCUGGACUAGGACCUGUGCUUGUCCCUACAUGAGCAUAUCUCUCUCACUCACUCAUGAUAGAUAAAUCAGCACAUACACGCAAACACAUGUUGAGUUGGCUAUGUCAUACAAAAGCCAACCAUGUUAUUUACAUUUCAAGAAAUAAUAAAACUCUGACAAAUAAACUACAGCAAUAACAGGAAAUGCAGGAGAUUACCAGAACCCCAACUAUAUAGAGCCAAAAGUCUCAUAAUCUUAAUCAGCUUAAAGUAAUAUUUGUUAAAGAGUUGAUCUUAAGGAUAUCUGGGUUAAUAAAUAAUAAUUACUGUAAAAAGGAGACUAACAUGAGAAAGAAAUAUAUUAAUGCUUCCAAAUAUAUCUGAGCAGUUAUUCGAGGAGUGGCCAGCACCAGGUGAAAUAUUCGUGACUAAUACUCGAGUAAAUGUGAAUAUCGUAAAUACACUUGAGCCAGUUAUCCUUUAAAUUUUAAAUUUCAAAGACAAACAUUGUAAUACAAUACAGAAGAUAGUACAACUUUAUAUUAUGUUUGUAUUGAUUUGUGCAUGGUGUUUUGAACACCAGAUUUUUUGUUUUAGAAGAUUUUCUAUAUACUGUUAUGAAAGACUUGUUAAAGCUCAUGGAGUCUAUUUUCAGUGGUGAUGACUUUGGUAACAUCAAAGAAAAUGUACGAGAAAAAUUCAUUAUGGCUAUUUAGAGCAAUGUUAGACUAGCACUUCAAUUCACAGACACUUGCAUAGUGUAAUUUAUAUUAUUUUUAGUGCAUAAUUUCAAAUUCCAGUUAGUGACUCAUCAUUCAACACCAAAGCACUUGAUGUGUGUGUUACCAGCAGAAGCUUAACCAAUACUGUACUGUAUAUUUAUAUUCAAAUAAAGAUAUAAACAAAUCAGCACACUUUUCAGGUACUGUCACAGGUAAAGCUAUUUCCACACAUUAAGAUCAUAAAUAAUAGUACUUUGAGGUAUAUUGACUGGUAGCCGUGUGCCUGGGUGUGGACUCGAGCAUAAUACAACUUAACAUGCCACCAGACCCACCACUUGACACGACUGCGCGCGCACACACUCACGCACGCAACCUUUGCAAUGAAAUAAUGUUUCCUAUUAUUAUUGAAGGUAACUCCUGUCAUGAAUAAACAGCUUACAUGGUUACAAGCAGAACCACGGUAAGGUCUUGUUCUAUUUUCCAAAAUAUAACUGAAUUAAACAAAGUAUUAACUUCUUGAGCAAUAGUAUAAUUUGGUAUGCUGCAAGUCAGCAGUGCAGGGUCAGUAGUAAGUCUCAAAAGAAGGAACCAGUGCAGGUACUAAUAUGAAUUAGGGUUACUGUACAUUAAUUGAAAUCUUGAAGAUUUAAUCCUUUGUUUUUACAGUCAAUAAAUUUUAAUUGGUUGUAAUGAAAUUCCAGAUGUUUGCAUUUAACAAGUAAUAAUCCCGGGACAAAAUGUACUGUGCACAUUUCGUCACCUUAUGGUCCUGUAAAAACCGGUUCUCACAUUCCGACACGAAAAUAACGGCAUCAGUCCUUGAUCUUUAUAAUUUUAGAACAUGUCACUUAAUUUUAAAGAUAAAAUAAUAUACUGUACUGGUGAAGGCUAGCUGUUACAGGCCAGUGUUUGCUGAUAGUGUAAGUGACAAGCUGGUGAGCCAUGAAAAACACUAUUGUCUUCUAUUUUAUUUUAUCUUUUUUUUUUAAGUGACCCAGUUGGCUACAAUUUUAACAUAUGAUACAAAUAAUUUUUUUUUUAAUCAUUGUAACUAAAUGAUCUCAAAAUAAAUUUGAGCCAGCAUUCAUAAAACUGAUGAGCAAAUUCUGUCAGAAAUUUUCAUAUGCAGAUUUCACAUGCAAAUUUAACAAUGCCUCAUGUUUAAAUAUGUUCAUAAGUUGUAAAUAGUAUCAUAAAUUUAUUUAAUUAUUAUUUUAAGGAUCACUUUGUGAAUGAGCUUCCAUCCCAGUGACAGUCAAAAACAUUUUGCUCAUUAUUUCUCACUUAAGUGUGUGGAAUAUAUAUUAAUGUUGGUCAUAGAGGUUUAUCAUCAGGUGUUUGUUUUUAUAUUAAAUAACCAUAAUGGCAUCAUUAUGAGUUUGAGGUUGUGCUGGUGUAGUUUGGUUACAGUGUGAAGAACUCUCUUCCCAGAGUGUUACUAGAACUUCUGGUAUUCCUAAUAAAUACUGUAGUUUGUCAUGUGAAAUUUUUUUUAAUUUUUUAGCUUCUUGAGGUAUGAAAGGUUUUAUGGGACUUUCAUGGAAGAGAAACAAGUAGUGCAACACUACUUUUUGUGAAUAAAUGGACAAUCAGGCUUCACCAUUAUUUUAGUUUUAUAUUUGAACUCCAUAGGUAAUGUCUUGCUUAGUAAUUGUUUCGUAGAAGAUCCAGGGAUGUGUCUCAAGUUAUGUCAACUUUUUUUUUCUCUCGCUAAAAUCUUUUGUAUUGUAUUUGUACAAGUAGGUCUACUUUGUUUUAUUUUUAUAUAGUGGUGAGCCAUGUUAUAGGACACCAAUCAAGGCUCAAUAUUUGUGAUGUUACAUUGUUGGUUUUCUUGCUAACUUUUUAAACAGUUUAAAAGACGUAAUUAUUGGGUACACUUCCCUGGAUAGUAUGAAGUAAUAGCCAUGGGCACAUGUUUUAUUAUCUGCACUACUGAUGCGAUCAUGUAAUGUAACUUAGUGAUAAUCUAAUGCACAAUUUACUACAACGUGCUUCCUAUAAUUUAUCUGCCUACAAUACCAGUACAGUAUAUAAGAUGCAUACUGUUGUUUGACUAAUAUAUAAAGGUAAUAAAUCCCAUGCCUGUGGCAACAAUAACUUUCUUGUAAAUGUACAAUGCUGUCCAUAGAUAACUGUUGGAAACUUUUUGAAGACUACUAUUUGUUGUUAGUACAAGUUAAAUUACAAGAAUAUGAAUUAACUUUUAAUGAUGAGGUUUAGGAGUGAGUGAGGAAUGGAGUAGAAUAUGGUUAGUUAAAGUUGAAUCUUCAACUGGCUCAACUGUAGUCUUUACAAACUCCAGAAAAGAAUUUGUACUAUUUUUAGGUACAGUUUAGUAUAAACUUGACCUUAUGUUUAAUUGGAAUAAUGAAUAAAAGAGAAAAUACAGUACUCAAAUAGAAUCUUUAUUAGAUAUGAAUUUGAAUGUUAGAAUCUAGCAGAUUGCACAUGUGAACUCUUGAACUCUAAUUUUUUCUCUUUUAAUCCUAUUGAUCAUAUCUAUCUGUAUCUUUGAUGAGUUUAGUGUUAAAUUUUUUUUUACUGUAUAUAUAUAUAUUUCCGACAUUAAUUACUAUGCCUUAGGGAAGCAAAGAGUUUCACGAGAAUGUAUCUUGCCCUUUACCUAGAGAUAUUGGUCGGAUUAUCCUGUAUUUUGUAAGAGAAUCGGUGCCACAGCUUAAUACUUACAUUGCCCUCAUGCCAGUUACUGAAGUGUCAGGUUUAAGUCCUUAUGGACAUGUAAUUGGUUUAUUCCAGGUCUUUGUGGAUGUAUACAUUGCUACAGUGCUUGUGUUUAUCACAAUGUUUAAUAUUUGUACAGAAAGGCUCUUCAAUCACAGACAAUUUAUGGUAAGCCUGUUCUUAUAUAUUUCUUUAAUUCAGUAAAACCCUACAAAUUCACAAUUGAUGAAAAAAUCUUAUCCCUUACAAUUUAAAUAAAAAUUAGGUUAAUAGAACAUUGUAGUUAUAUUCUGCAGUACUGUAUAUUUCUUUACUAGAAAAAUUUUGUGGGGAGCCAAUUUUGAAACAAAGUGUGCAUCUUGACGUAAUCAAGUCUCACACACACUGACAGUCAACCUUGAGGUUGCAGGUUCCAUCAUGUGUUGAGGCGAGCCUUUGUCUCAACCAUCUCACCACUUGGACCUUCAUGCUGUCAAAGCCAUCCCCACUCUUCCCUGUAUUACUUGCAAGUAUACCUUUCCAAAAUUUUCUGCUGCUGCUGUUUUAUAUAUAAUUUGAGCUGCAGCUAUUUUUAAAUUAUCGUUAAGUACUAUUAAUUCAUUUUUAUUGUUAAUUUUGCAUUAAAGAAUUCAUAAUUUUACUGAAUAUAUCCAACAUUUAAAGUGAGCUAAAAAUUAAAGAUAAAUAAUUUUGUUGGGUUGUACAAGUUGGUUCAAUUUAAAGUUACUUAUUUAACUUGAGCUGCUAAUACUGUAUUUUGCAAAUACUCAGUUUUCUAAAUGAAUAACAUCCACCAAGCAACAGGUGGGCAGUGCCAACUAUAUUAUCCUGAUUUUUUCAUUGCCUAGGUAAUUUUUCAUUGCUGAUGUUGUGGCAACAACUUCACACGAGACCCAUGGCAGUGUUUUAUAUAUCUUCUUCAUGUAGUUCUGUAUGAGUAAUCUGAGUGACACAAUCAUCAAAACAAUUUAGUGUUAAAAGAGCCUUCCCUUGUCCGAUAGCGUUGAUAACGCCUGGACUGAAGCACCCACGGCAGUAACUAGAAAGGCAUUAGCUGGUUAUGUCUGCUGUUGAUGUAUUGUUAGGCAGCAUGUGUGGUUGUGGUGAAUGAAAGGAAUCCUUGGAUACUUGGGGGUUAACAAAUAUCAUGACAUUCUACUACUAGUGAUUUAGACAUAUGGCUGAAGAAUGUAUCAUGUUUAACAUUUCAUAGCUUGCAUAUUGAGAAAAUAUUUGAGUUGCAUAAUUUGAGAAUAUUAUGCAACAAAGAAAUUAAUUAGAAAAUUCUUAGAAAUUCAGUAUCUCUGUAAAUACAUCAUGUAAUGUAGUGGCACCUGCAGCAGGCGACCUGUACUUCAUCCAACAUUGGUGGCAGGGCAGCACAUGCACAAAUGUACCCCAAACUAUAUAUAUCAUGUACUUCCAUGCAAGACGUGCAGUCACUUCUGAAUCAUAGAGUGCAGCAGUCAUGUUUUUCAAAAUACUUUAAAUAGUAUAAGCAAUGAUAGAGCUUGUCACACUUGAAGCAUGAAAUUUUAAUGAGAAUAAAGAAAGUGACUGAGCAUGCUAUACAUUGUUGUGUAGUAGAUGGCAAGAUUAUUUGUGUAAUGCUACUGUACCAAAUAUGGAAGGUUGGGUGCUACUCGGUGAACCCUUAUCAAUUCCUGUAACAGUAGGAUAUGGCAGUGAAGAUGUGGUGUAGCAAUUAGUGCCUUAGUGCCCUCACCCACUCAUCUCAAGCAAGAACAACCUGGGUUCAAACCCUAGGUUGGAACAAUUGGGCACCGUUCCUUCACUGUUUGUCCCUAUAAGUGCAGCAGUAAUCAGGGGUCAGGAAUGUAAAAUGAUUGGCAGACCAUGUUCUGGGGGAAAACUUUACAUUGAACAGUCUAACCAGGCUUAAAUUUCAACAUAAACAAAAAGAUGGGUAAAAAGACAAUCUGCACGUACAUGUUAGUGCACGUACAUGUUAGUGCACGUACAUGUUAGUGCACGUACAUGUUAGUGCACGUACAUGUUAGUGCACGUACAUGUUAGUGGAGAUAACUAAACUCGCAAGUGGAAUAUUGUGUUUUUCCAAAAUUUAGCUUUUUUUGUAUUUUUAUUAAAUGUGUCCUAAGAUUAAGUAAUCAGAAAAAACUGUCUAGAUCACAAACCAAAAGCUGACCAACAAGCAAGUUUUUAUUUUGCAAGUUUUUGCAAUAUAACACAUUUUUGGGGGAAAACUUUGAGUUAAACUACUUUAAUAAAAGCCCACAUAAUUGUGAUACUGUUACUGUACUAUUAUGAUUGUGUAGAAAAGGAGUCGCAAUAAUGUGGCCGAGAUAUGUUGACCAAACCACACACUAGAAAGUGAAGGGACGAUGUUUCAGUCCAUCCUGGACCAUUCUCAAAUCGAUUGUGAGAAUGGACUCGAGAAUGGUCCAGGACGGACUGAAAUGUUGUCGUCCCUUCAUUUUCUAGUGUGUGGUUUGUUCACGAUUGUGCACAUAUUAAGAGAAUUCAUAUUUCAACACAAGACAUAAACCAGUACAGUAUAGUAUAUUACUCCACAUUGUCAUUAGUUGAAGAACAGUACUGUAUACCCAGGACAUAUGUCAAGAAUUAUGAAGCCAUGUUAUGUAUUGCAAAGGUUAAGUAAAAAUCAUGUUCCCAAAUGCAAUGGAAAUAAUUUGCAAUUGCUACUGUAUUGGUGGAAAUACUAGGCACAGAACAUGAUACUGUAAAUGGAAUAAUAAUAAUACAAAAAUAAUCUAAAGGUAAACACCAUGCUGCAGAGUUAAGGAUUUUGACAUUUUUUACCUUGUGAUGUGCUGAGAACUGGUCAUGGUCAUGAAACACUAAAGUUGUUACUCUUUGAAAGGCUGCCAUAGUGUAUGCAAGUACAUGACACACAGGGUACCACUUGGUGCAUUCUGUGAGCUCUAGUGCUAGGACUAAUAUGCCAAGAAAUAUAUAUAAUUGUUAUAUAUUUUAGUCCUACAAAGUACUAGUGACAAGGCAUAUGUCUAAAUUCACUAGCCGUAAUUCUUGUGCAAUUUUGUGGCGGUUGGUAUUGAUAGUAUACUCUGAAGCAUAUUUUAAUUCUAUCUAGAAUAUUUAUUUUUAGAUACCAGAUACAGUUAGCUAUUAUCAAAUGAAAAUAUCUUAUCCUUAAUCAUUGUAUUUAUCAACAUUUCAUGUUCCAUUAUGCACCAUCAUGUUUUUAUCAAUGAAACUUGUUCAGAGCUGACCCAUAUCACUGAGGCUUGGUCAGUGCUCCACAUGCUCAACUUUGGACUCGGUUUUUUAUAUUUUGAGGGAUCUGGGGAGAGGAGAGACCAUUCCUAUUUAUAUAUUCUAUUACUAUAUAAGAACAGGAAUAUGUUAUUAAAAGGGAAGAGACAAUUUUAGUUUCCAUAACAAAAUAAGAAAAAGCUAUAAAAAUAGUUUAGUUUUUCAAAUACAAUCCUACAAAAUAUUUUUUGCUAUUAAUGAAUUGUAUAAACUGCUCAGAAAUAAUAAUUUACCCAUACCAUACUGUGCAGCAUAUCUUCAGUAUUUUGACGAAAAGAAUUUGAAUUGGUCCAGGCAUUUCACAUAAUACUAGUAUUGAGAAAUUUCUUUAUUUUAUAUACAAUAUACAUAACUCAUGCAAUUUUUAUUAAAUUGAUAGAUUCACUAUUAUUAAAGUUAAUGUGUUGAAGGUAAGAUCUCAACACAGGUAAGAACCAGUGUUGAGAUGUCUGAACACCAAGGUUUUAGUUACUGUUAUUUACAUAAGAAUAUUGAUCGGUGGUAACGGAUGUGUAGUGGUCGAGCCAAGAGAGUUCAAUCUAAAUUUGGACCUUUUAAAUUAUGUAAUGGUGUAGAUAUGUAAUGAAAACCUCUGUGAUUAUGGUUAAAUCCAGUUCAUAUUAUUUUAACAAUAAGAAGUGCAGUCCAACUUCCAGGAGGAACUAAUGUUUUGUUCUAUAAAGAAUGAAGGUUAAGCUUUUUGUCUUAAUUGGUUUUGGCAUGUUACUUUGUUCCAAUAUCCUGGAUGAUUAUUAUGUUUGCAUUUGUAAAUAAAAUGAUCCUAAAUAUUAUUUUUGCAAAUCAAAUGCAGCAUAUGCUAAUAUUAAUUUUAACUACACAAAAAAAAAAUUGAUACUCUCCUUUUCUUUAAAAACCUAACAUAGACCUUGUGCCAACAAUGUUCAUUCAUUAGAUCCUCUCAUGCAAUAUUUAUCUUUAUUCAGUCUAAAGGUAUUGUGAAGUCUUUUCUAGACCAUUAUUAUUAUUAUGCACUCAAUGCAAUCAAAAUAUUUUCAGAUAUUCUGCAGGAACCUUGCUAGUGUAUGUGUAUUAUAUCUAAACUGAUGAAGAAUGAACAUUAAGUGUAAGGAGCUACACCCAAGCCUCAGAAUAUUGUUUGGAGGUCUGAUUUCAUCCAUCAUUAAAAUAUUCAUCUACAUUUCAUACAGGAUCAUCAACCUUAAUAUUUCUCAUCAUGUAAAGCUUGUGAUUCACUAGUUAUAUUCCUUGUAAAUGACUAUAUUAAUCAAAAGAGCAGAUUAUUUUGUUGCAUUUAAUACUGUACUGUACAAGUGAAUGAUACCGACACCUUGGUCCAAUGUACUGUCCAGCAGGGGACCUAUAAUGAAUUACGGAGGUAAUUAUAAUAAUUUAUAAUAAUGCAACAAAAGUAUAUUCCUCAUUGUUGAUUCUCGGGCCACAAGUAGUGACCUUGUAGUGUUAUUAUGUCUUGAACAUUAACAAUACAUUUCUGUCAAAGCCUGAUACAUUGUAUAUGUAACUAAAAUAUAAGAAAUCCAUGCAAGAACAGGAUUUAUCAUAUAGUUAUUUGUUAAACACUGAUUAUUAUGCAUUUCUACAUUAAUUGCUAUUGCAAACUCAACACCAUUGCUCCCAAACUUUUGUCAGUAAUUUAGCACAUUCCUUUGGCAUCAUAACAAUUAAGUUAUCUUUGUUUUGUUAGAAAACAAAUGAAACAUGUAUACCCAAAAACAUUUUUGUACUGUACGUAAACAUUACUUUCAAUUAUACUACUCAGAAAUACACUGUAUUCCUUGAUGUUAUUUUUUAAUGGGAAUUAAGUUUGUACUAAUUUCGAUCACACUUCAGCCAUUGAUGGAAAUGUAUAUCGAGUGUCCAAAACAAUACCAAAUUAUAUCCCUACAAUAAAUGCCAUGUUUCUGUGCUCUUUUACACCUUGACUAUGCCAUCAACUCACUUUCUUGGUUAUGGUCAGACUGUCAUGAGGAGACACUUUAGCCAUAAUGUGCAUACAUCUUGAUCACACAAUGGUGUCUAGAACCCUAAACAUCCCAUAGGCAUGCCCUAUGUUUCUUAGGGAUCACUUGUUAACACUUAUUCUAAUUUGAAAAUAAAAAAAAUUUACAUAUUUGAAAAAAUAAAGAAAAACUUCAUUUUUCAUAUUUAUCAUAUUUGAAAAUAACAAAAAUCAUUUGGCCUGUUAGACAAAUUGGACUUUGCCUACUAGGCCAGUGUGGUUCUGGCUAUUAGGCACAACAUAUAUACAUACAAUGCUGUGAUAACAGAUUGAUAAAUGCUGGAUAAGGAUUCAGUUGGAAAGUCUUCAGGCCAUUAUUAGGACUAUUGCCACCCUCUUUGCAACCAUGCCAUUGUUAAAACUAAAUAUGAUUUGAGUCAUAAACAAGGGUGUUGAAACAGGUGACUCUUAACCUGCCUGGGAGUUAAGUGCUAACCAUUACGGCUGGUGUCGUCCUGCUCUCAUUACUUUUGGUCCCAUAUAUUGUCUCAAGAGAAUAUAGAGAAAGCACAAAUUGAAGAUUAUGGUCUUAUUCUAUGGGUAAGAUAAAAGGCUUCAUUAAAUGUACUUUAUUUGAAAUUUGCCUCCCGGUUAUAUGCUUUAAGUGGUGUAAUACACUUGUUGCCAGUGUUUACACGCAGCAUAUUAACACUGGCUCUAGGAUAACAUUAUAUUACACUUCCCACAUUCACUUUUUCAGACACUAAAAUAUAUUGUAGCUUUAUUUGAACUUAAAUUACAACUCUGAUGUGUUAUUAUAAAUCUGAAAAUUUCAAAAUGUGUAUUCAUGACUGAGUUGCACUGUUACUUUCCUACUGGUAAUACUGAUAAACAAAAUUUAGUUUUGAAAUCAACGAAUGUAGUUUUUAUGUACAGUAAUUAAUAAGUUGGCAAGUAUUUCCGAUUGGUCACUGUAAUUUGUAUUAUCUUUUCAAAUACCAUAAAAAAUGUCUAGUCAAAUGUAAAUGCAAAGAAUGAAAUGUUUCGAGAAGUUAUCAUUAAGAUUGAGCAUGACCAAACUGAGGAAGCUAAUGUUAAUAAAUAUGUUUAUCAGUAGUACUGUUAUCACAGCCAGUUAAGUUAUAAUGUCGCCUUAUGUCUUACACAAAAUGAAGCCAAUAUUGUUGAAUAUAAAUAUUUCUAGUAGAAAUUAACUUUUUGUUCUGUGAUCAUUUAAAACUAAAAGUUGGUUGUUCAGUGAUGUGUAUGUGCCAGUAGACUUUACAGUGGAAGAUCUUAUUUUGACCAUUUAUUUAUAUUGUCAAACAAUGGGCAUUUUCAACAACAUUUAUUUUGGUAGGUAAGUGAUUUGUUAUAUUUACUAUAAAUACUGUAGUUUUAAUGAGAUUUAUCCUACUGUAGUAUCUCUCUGAUUGAAGCCCAUUGUACUUUUAUUUUCUAUACUGUCCUUUCACUGGCUUUUUAGGUGUAAAGAGCUCUACGUUUCUGUGUUGAGAGUCUAGUAAAUGGCUGUUAGUA